CCGUCCACUAAAAAGAGGUCCUUAAAGAAGCCAUUGCUAACAGAGUAGGAUCCAAAAUGUCGGGAGAGGUGUACCUCCUAUGGCUCCUUUCACUUUUACAGUCGCUGGCGGCAUAUGGUGGUGAGCUGUCGUCAGAGGCGUGCAGGGAGCUGGGCUUCUCCAGCAACCUGCUGUGCAGCUCCUGUGACCUGCUCGGGGAGUUCAGCCUCACCAAGCUCCAGCCCAACUGCCGGCAGUGCUGCCAGCAGGAGGCCCAGAUGGAAGCACGCAAGCUCUAUGCUGGAGCCAUCCUCGAGGUAUGUGGAUGAAAACUGGGGAGGUUCCCUCAAGUCCAAGCUUUUGUCAGGAGUGACAAGCCGAAGAUGUACAAGGGUCUUCAGAUCAAGUACGUGAGAGGCUCAGAUCCUGUACUAAAGCUUUUGGAUGAUAACGGGAACAUCGCUGAAGAGCUCAGCAUCCUCAAGUGGAACACAGACAGUGUGGAGGAGUUCCUGAGUGAGAAAUUAGACCGAAUAUAGUUAUGAGUCCAACUUUUUUUUUGUUUUAGUCUCUAGUGAAAGGGUCACUUCACCCAAAUUACAAAGAAUAAACAUUUUGUGACUACUUGCUUUAUCCAGCCUUGCCGAGAGCUACUAUCUGAGGUGCAGAGGCUGUGAGAUUUGUGCCUCUGAAAAAUUACAUUUAAAAUAUUCAU
Monopterus albus (swamp eel) is the source of this 694-nucleotide messenger RNA. RefSeq names its product selenoprotein F (gene selenof). The transcript is spliced from 5 exons. Gene Ontology annotation, molecular function: oxidoreductase activity. The record is from RefSeq and is a predicted model, not a curated record. Gene Ontology annotation, cellular component: endoplasmic reticulum lumen. NCBI's taxonomy places the organism in Eukaryota, Metazoa, Chordata, Actinopteri, Synbranchiformes, Synbranchidae.